Meyerozyma guilliermondii ATCC 6260 is the source of this 2199-nucleotide messenger RNA. Its product is annotated as protein serine/threonine phosphatase. Gene Ontology annotation, molecular function: RNA polymerase II CTD heptapeptide repeat phosphatase activity. Lineage: Eukaryota; Fungi; Ascomycota; Pichiomycetes; Serinales; Debaryomycetaceae. Gene Ontology annotation, cellular component: nucleus. Bases 1 to 2199 code for a protein of 732 amino acids. The transcript has a single exon. The record is from RefSeq and is a predicted model, not a curated record.
AUGACGCAGACACAGAUGAACCCACGAAAAAUGCGGGUUGAACGUAUAGGAACUUUCGAAUCGCCUAUUACAGGCGAAGUAGAAGAGGUUCAAGUGCGUGUGGGUGAGGAGAUUCUUCAUUCUCAAGUACAGUUGUGUCGGGUAAAAGAACCAUGCGGACAUGAAGUACAGUACGGUGGUUUAUGUGCCAUGUGUGGUUUAACUGUGGACGAUAAGGAUUAUAGCGGCUACAGUUAUGAGGACCGUGCUACCAUCAGUAUGGCACACGAUAGUACUGGGCUAAAAAUUUCUUUUGAUGAAGCAGCUAAACUCGAGCAAUCUACAAGCGAGCGGCUCACUUCUGAGCGUAAAUUGAUUUUGGUGGUGGAUCUCGAUCAGACCGUGAUCCAUGCUACUGUGGACCCCACUGUUGGCGAAUGGCAGCUGGAUCCUCUGAAUCCCAAUUAUAGGGCCGUCAAAGAUGUGCGAUCGUUCUGCUUGGAAGAAGACCCUAUAGCUCCUCCAGGAUGGUCUGGCCCUAAAAUGACUCCUACCAAAUGCUGGUACUACGUCAAGGUCCGCCCUGGAUUGGAGGAUUUCUUAAAGAGGGUAUCGCAAUUAUACGAGAUGCAUGUGUAUACCAUGGCUACUCGAAAUUAUGCAUUGGCUAUCGCACACAUUAUUGAUCCUGAUGGUCGCUACUUUGGUGACAGAAUAUUAAGUCGAGACGAAAGUGGCUCGCUCACACACAAGAAUUUGCGCAGACUUUUCCCCGUUGACCAACUGAUGGUGGUUAUCAUCGAUGAUCGUGGAGAUGUAUGGCAAUGGGAAAAGAACCUUAUCAAGGUGGUUCCUUACGAAUUUUUUGUGGGAAUCGGUGAUAUCAACCUGAGUUUCCUCCCGAAAAAGAAUGGUCAAGUCACUGGUCCCAUGCGUAAGCGUAUUGCUCGCUUAGAGGCGUACGAAGAAAAACAAAGACGAAAGAGCCAGGGUGAGAUUGUCGAUGACGACGACCUGCAAGACCCACAAGACCCAGGGAGCGAGCCACCUCAAAACUUGGAGCCGCUGGCGAUCCCGGAAGAAGCAGGUUCUGAUCAUUCAAACGACGAAGAAUCACCUUCAAGAAGAAAUUCAAUUCAUGAUAACGACAAACCAUCCCUGACCACCUCCUCACGCAGAAACCUGCAGAGUUUACAAGCAUCACCUGUAGACCGAAUAGUUGAACUUGGAGGUGACAAGGUCCAAAUAUUCGAGCAGUCUCUCACCCGCAAUCAAAGCUUAGAGCAACAACAGCAUGAUCGACCCCUUGCAAAAUUACAACACGAUCUUGAAAAAAUCAACCAUGAACAUGAUGAGAAGGAAAUUACCCCAGAAUCGGAUAACGAAGACAAUCUCUUGUUUGAUGAUGAUAAUGAACUCGAAUCGUUGAACGACGCUUUGGUUCGUGUGCAUGAUGAAUACUACCGCAUAUGGGAUAGUUACAACGAAGACAAAUCCCUAACGAAUCCAGAUCUUACUACCAUCAUCCCUUCGCUCAAAAGUAAAUGUCUUGAGGGAAUAGUAGUGCUCUUUUCUGGAAUUUUAAGAUGGGGUAGUGAUCCUCAAAAGGCAGACAUAGUCAUAUGGUGUCAACAGUUUGGGGUCAAGGUGGUGAACGAGGUAUAUCCUGAAGUUACUCACGUCAUCUGUAGAGAGCCCAGUGCUGGCGGAGGACUCACUUUCAAGGUACGAGUUGCUAAGAAGACACUUCCUAAUGUCCAUAUAGUCACACCCGAUUGGUUAUUUGCAUGUAUGAGCAAAUGGACUCGAGUGGACGAAAAGCCGUAUGCAAUUGAAGCCAGCGACGAAGAUUUUUACUUGGAGGAAAAAGAUUUGGUAAAGUAUCAGGCAAUUAUCGAGGACCCAAGAAAAGCACCAGAACUGCGACCACGAUUUGAUUCUGUUGCAAGUAUGGAGGAGUACGAUUUGGAUGGUGCCAGUAAAGAAGUUGAUGACUUUUUGGCAGAUAUUAGCGAUGAAGAUGAAGAUGGGCAGGAAGAGGAGGAAGAGGAAGAAAUCAAGGAAGACGAACCCAAAAAGGAUACUUUCAUACUGGACUUGUACAAAAAGCGGAGGGCUAAUGAUGAUAUUGACUCUCUGGCCAAGAAAGCUAAGCAAAAUCCCGAUACGCUAGACGACCUUGAACAGGAACUAAUGGAUGGGUUUGACGACCUUGAAUGA